CCCGCGCGGUGCGCCCUGGGAUAGACUGGCGCUCGAAGCAAAAUGAAUGGCGCUGCAUGAGGCCAUACGAGGCCGGCGCAUGUGCGGCGAGAGGGCGACCACAUUGAUCCGCACGACGCGACACGAAGGACGUGCACAUGCACGAUGUCGAUAACGUUGGUUGAUGAACAGCAUCGUAUAUAUACCACGAAGCGCGCCCCAGGCGGCCUCUCCGAGCCUCCUCGGACUGCCCACUGCCCUCCCCCGUCUCCGUCAUGGUUUACGGGAUGUCCCUCGCGCGCCUUGCGCUUGCUGGUGCUCUCGCCGUGGGCGUCGCCCAGGCUCGCCUCCCCAAGCCCCCGGGUGUCAUCAAGCCUCCUGGUGUCCCCAAGCUUGAGGUCGCAGAGGUCGGCCCGAUCCACAGCCGCAACGGGACGGAGCUGCCGCCGUACAACACCACGUACUACUUCGACCAGCUCAUCGACCACAAUGACCCGUCGAAGGGCACGUUCAAGCAGCGAUACUGGCACACCUACGAGCACUACAAGGAGGGUGGCCCGGUCAUCAUCAUGACUCCGGGCGAGGGCAACGCCGAUGGUUACUGGAGCUACCUCACCAACAGCUCCAUCAAUGGACUGCUUGCGGAGCAGGAGAACGCGACUGCCAUCGUGAUUGAGCACCGCUUCUAUGGCGAAUCCAACCCCCUCCCGGAUCUUUCCUCCGAGAGCCUCAAGCUGCACACGAUUCAGCAGGCGAUCGACGACCUCAAGUACUUUGCCGAGAAUGUCGUACUCCCCAUGCCGAAUGGCGACCAGCUCACGCCGGACAAGGCCCCUUGGGUCAUGAUGGGCGGCUCGUACUCGGGCGCGCUCACCAGCUGGGUCAUGACCAACACCGACUUCAUUUGGGCUGGUUAUGCGAGCUCCGCGGUCGUGGAGGCCAUCACCGACUUCUGGAAGUACUUCGAGCCCAUCCGCCAGAACAUGCCCCAGAACUGCUCCGCGGACGUGCAGGCCGUUAUUACCUACAUCGACGACAUCGCAGCGAAGAACGACACGGACGCCCUCAACAAGAUUGCUGACGACUUCGGCCUCAGCGACAUUGCCGACCACUUCGACGAUGUCGUCGGAACGCUCCGGUACAACCUGUGGGACUGGCAGAGUCUUUCCAUCCUGACCGGCCCGGACGGCGCGUUCUACCAGUUCUGCGACGCCCUCGAGGUGAAGGAUAACGGCGACGUUGCCCCCGAAGCGGGCUGGGGCGUUGACCACGCAUAUGCUGCCUGGUCCUCGUACUUCAAGAACCAGUACAUCGACGACUACCUUAGCAGCGGUGGCUACGACAGCGUGUUUGACGCGUUCGACACCUAUGACGCCAACCGUACUUUCUGGACUAGCACGGAGGUCGACAACAGCUACCGCUCCUGGCAGUGGAUUGUCUGCAAUGAGGUCGGAUACAUCCAGGAUGCCGCACCAGAGGGCGAGCCGUCGCUCAUCUCGCGCAUCGUCAACCCUGCGUACGACCUGCGCCAGUGCGUUAACUUCUUCCCCGACUACUUCCCCGAGACGCCCGUCCCCAACGUGAACGCGACGAACACCGCGUACAAGGGCUGGGACGUCCAGGAGGACCGCCUCUUCUUCGCCAACGGCAUCAAGGACCCCUGGCGUGAGGCUACCAUGUCCGCGGAGGGCGUGACGACGAAGAGCACCGACCGCCAGCCCAUCAAGAUUGGCGACGGCAUUCAUUGCUCAGACCUCAGCGCGAAGGCCGGCAAGGCCGACGAGACCAUCCGCGCCGUGCAGGAGUCCGCCUUGCAGUACCUGCACACCUGGAUCGGGGAGUGGAAGACGGAGAAGGCGAAGCGGGCAUGAGGGAGACGGGAUGACCUAUCAUUGACUGGUCUGUGGGGUCACUCAGAGUGUAUACCUUCACGAUACUUACGCUGAUCCUGAUAAUGAGCGGGUAUGAGAUGAAGUCAACGUC
Messenger RNA from Schizophyllum commune H4-8, 1962 nucleotides. Its product is annotated as peptidase S28. Gene Ontology annotation, biological process: proteolysis. The coding region runs from base 267 to 1850 and encodes 527 amino acids. The record is from RefSeq and is a predicted model, not a curated record. NCBI's taxonomy places the organism in Eukaryota, Fungi, Basidiomycota, Agaricomycetes, Agaricales, Schizophyllaceae. The transcript is spliced from 7 exons. Gene Ontology annotation, molecular function: serine-type exopeptidase activity; dipeptidyl-peptidase activity.